ACUGAAUUUCAUCAAUAGUAUUUCUCUCAUUAAGGGUGGUAGGCAUGUUGAUUACGUGGUGGAUCAGGUUGUGGGCAAACUGAUAGAAGUGGUGAAAAAGAAGAAUAAAGCUGGAGUUUCCGUGAAACCAUUUCAGGUGAAGAAUCAUAUAUGGGUUUUUGUUAAUUGCUUGAUUGAAAAUCCAUCCUUUGAUUCCCAGACAAAGGAAAACAUGACAUUGCAGCCUAAAAGUUUUGGGUCCAAGUGCCAGCUAUCUGAGAAAUUUUUUAAAGCAGCCUCUAACUGUGGUAUCAUAGAGAGUAUUUUGAAUUGGGUCAAAUUUAAGGCACAAACUCAGCUGAACAAAAAAUGUUCAUCAGUGAAACACAGUAAAAUCAAGGGCAUUCCGAAACUGGAUGAUGCUAAUGAUGCUGGUGGCAAACAUUCCUUGGACUGCACGUUAAUAUUAACAGAAGGAGACUCUGCCAAAUCUUUAGCUGUCUCUGGCUUAGGUGUUAUUGGUAGAGACAGAUAUGGAGUAUUUCCACUGAGGGGUAAAAUUCUCAAUGUUCGAGAAGCUUCUCACAAACAGAUUAUGGAAAAUGCAGAAAUCAACAACAUCAUCAAAAUAGUUGGACUGCAAUAUAAGAAAAGCUAUGAAGAUCCAGAAUCUCUGAAAAGUUUGAGAUAUGGAAAAAUUAUGAUCAUGACAGAUCAGGAUCAGGAUGGAUCUCACAUUAAAGGCUUGUUGAUCAAUUUUAUUCAUCACAAUUGGCCAUCACUGCUGAAACAUGGUUUUCUUGAGGAAUUCAUCACUCCUAUUGUGAAGGCAAGCAAAAAUAAGCAAGAACUUUCAUUCUAUAGUAUUCCUGAGUUUGAUGAGUGGAAGAAGCACAUGGAGAAUCAUAAAGCAUGGAAGAUAAAAUACUACAAAGGUUUGGGUACCAGCACUGCGAAAGAGGCAAAAGAAUAUUUUGCUGACAUGGAAAGACAUCGGAUCUUAUUUCGAUACGCUGGUCCUGAAGAUGAUGCUGCCAUUACACUGGCCUUCAGUAAGAAGAAGAUCGAUGACCGAAAAGAAUGGCUAACAAACUUCAUGGAGGACAGGCGGCAGCGUCGGCUACAUGGCCUUCCUGAGCAAUUUUUAUAUGGUACAGCAACAAAACAUUUGACUUACAAUGACUUCAUUAACAAGGAGUUGAUCCUUUUCUCAAAUUCAGACAACGAGAGAUCUAUUCCUUCCCUUGUUGAUGGUUUAAAACCAGGGCAACGCAAAGUUUUAUUUACUUGCUUUAAGAGAAAUGAUAAACGUGAAGUGAAGGUUGCUCAGCUGGCUGGCUCUGUUGCUGAAAUGUCAGCUUAUCACCAUGGGGAGCAAGCAUUAAUGAUGACUAUUGUCAACUUGGCUCAGAACUUUGUUGGAAGUAACAAUGUUAAUCUGCUACAACCUAUUGGUCAGUUUGGCACCAGGCUUCAUGGUGGAAAGGAUGCUGCCAGCCCUCGCUAUAUUUUCACCAUGUUAAGCCCUUUAGCAAGGCUGCUUUUUCCAUCAGUGGAUGACAACUUGCUGAAAUUCCUUUAUGAUGACAACCAACGUGUAGAGCCUGAGUGGUACAUUCCCAUCAUUCCCAUGGUUCUAGUAAAUGGAGCUGAAGGAAUUGGUACUGGAUGGGCUUGCAAACUUCCAAACUAUGAUACCAGAGAGAUUGUGAACAAUGUCAGACGAAUGCUGGAUGGCUUAGAUCCCCACCCAAUG
Messenger RNA from Merops nubicus (carmine bee-eater), 1735 nucleotides. RefSeq names its product DNA topoisomerase 2-beta. Gene Ontology annotation, cellular component: nucleus. The transcript is spliced from 14 exons. Lineage: Eukaryota; Metazoa; Chordata; Aves; Coraciiformes; Meropidae. Gene Ontology annotation, molecular function: ATP binding; DNA topoisomerase type II (double strand cut, ATP-hydrolyzing) activity; DNA binding. The annotation marks the transcript as partial. Gene Ontology annotation, biological process: sister chromatid segregation; DNA topological change; resolution of meiotic recombination intermediates. The record is from RefSeq and is a predicted model, not a curated record.